AUUUUGGCGUUUCUGUGUGUUUUGCCAGGUGUGGGACAUGUUCGGUGUGUUCUUCGCCAACCACCCAGACCUGAGGCGUAUUCUGACCGACUACGGCUUCGAGGGUCAUCCCUUCAGGAAGGACUUUCCUCUCUCGGGAUACGUGGAGGUGCGCUAUGAUGACGAGGUGAAGCGCGUGGUGGCUGAGCCCGUGGAGCUGUCGCAGGAGUUCAGGAAGUUUGACCUGAACACGCCCUGGGAGGUUUUCCCGGCGCACAGGGAGCCCAAAGACGCCCCGCCCAAACUGGAGGCUGGAGAGGCUCCUGAGAAGAAAUGACGUCCCUCAUGAUUCAUCCCCACGUUCUGUCUGUCCGAGUCAUUUUGGGAUCCCCCGCCCCCCAACUGAACAAAGCCACCUGAAUAUUUAUGUAAAUAAAACUAAGAAUAAAACAAUCCUGAAAAGAGA
Messenger RNA from Labrus mixtus (cuckoo wrasse), 445 nucleotides. Its product is annotated as NADH dehydrogenase [ubiquinone] iron-sulfur protein 3, mitochondrial-like. Bases 38 to 316 code for a protein of 92 amino acids. The record is from RefSeq and is a predicted model, not a curated record. Gene Ontology annotation, molecular function: NADH dehydrogenase (ubiquinone) activity. The transcript is spliced from 2 exons. NCBI's taxonomy places the organism in Eukaryota, Metazoa, Chordata, Actinopteri, Labriformes, Labridae.